CUUUUGACUCGUUUGUCACAUUUCACAUUUAUGGUUAUGUUGUUAUAAAUAUGGAUAUUUAUAUUUAAAAAUAAAUAUAUUUAUGAUUUAUUUGCUCACACAACAUUAUUUAAUUUGAUCUUAUAGCAAUAUCAUUAAAUGGCAUCUUCGGCAGGAGUAUACAAACGCAUUUUGUCAUUAUUAGAAAAGUGGCCUGUAGAUAAAAAUAAAGCAGGUGGAAGGGAUAUCAGUGAAUACUUAAGGAAUUUUGUGAAUACUUCUUAUAAAGAAAACAAAUUUGAAACUAACCCCAAAUACUGGGAUAAACAAUAUAUAGCAAUUCUAUCAUUGGUUAAUAACAGUCACAAAAAUAAGUACAAAAGGUCUCUCGGAACAUCUGCAACUGGAUUAACUGCAGAAGAGUGUAAUAUAGCAUUAUCAAAUGAAUGUUUAGAUGAAGUGAACCAGAAAAAUCAAUCUUUCUUUCGAAAGUUAAUAUCACUAAAACCGGACCCAUAAGAUGAAUAAAAAAAUGUUAUUUUGGAAUACAUUAGUUCUUAGGACAAUUAGACAAUAUAGUAGUACAGUAACUAAAAAUGUAGAGGCACAAAUUCCUCAUAAACCAGUUAUGUUAGACGAAGUUUUAAAAUAUUUAAAUAUUCAAAAGGGUGAGACUUGUAUGGAUAUGACUUUUGGAGCAGGAGGCCAUACUCGAAAAAUUUUAAAUAGUGUUUCUGGUGUAAAAAUUAUAGCAGUAGAUAGAGAUCCAGUUGCUUAUCAAUAUGCUGAAAACUUAUCAAAUGAGUAUCCUUCUCAAAUAAUUCCAUUUCUUGGACGAUUUUCAGAACUUCCUGCAUUAUUAGAGGCUAAAGAUAUUGCCCCAAACUCAGUUGAUUGUAUACUUCUCGAUUUGGGCUGUUCUUCUAUGCAAUUUGAUAAUGGUAGUAGAGGGUUUUCAAUAUCUCACAUGGGACCUCUUGAUAUGCGAAUGGAUGGAAAUAGAUUACCAGAUGCCCCCACUGCGGCAGAUGUACUUGCUAGAGCUACAGAGGAAGACUUAUACAAAAUAAUUAAAAUAUAUGGAGAAGAAAAACAAGCACGUAAAAUUUCUAGAGCUAUUAUUGAAGCCAGGUAUAUGUUCAAACCUUUGACGACUACCGAAGAAUUAGCCGACCUUGUUCAGUCUGUUUGUACCGAGGAAUUUAGAUUAGAUAAAUUGCAACGUAGAAGCCAUGUUGCUACAAAAACGUUUCAAGCGCUCCGUAUUUUCGUUAAUAAUGAACUAAAUGAAAUUAAUUAUGCUUUUGUUCUAGCACAUUAUUACCUUAAAAUAGGAGGUCGCAUUGUUUCAAUAUCUUUUCAUUCUCUUGAAGACACUAUUGCUAAAAGACAUUUAACUGGCAAUUUAUUAGGAAGUACUGCAAAUCCAUUGCCACUUAAAUAUAAUAAUUAUGCUACCACUGUAGAUCACAAUCUAGUAGAAAAAAUUAUGAAACCAAAAUGGAAAAUGUUACAUCAGCAUGUUUUGCUUCCUAAAUAUGAGGAAGUUGAAGAUAAUCCUCGAAGCAGAUCAGCAAAACUUCGUGCAGCUGUUAAAAUUGUUUAAGUUGUUAUUAUUAAUAGUUUAAAAAUAAAAUAAAUACAAAAAAUA
This is a messenger RNA of Psylliodes chrysocephalus, 1630 nucleotides long. Lineage: Eukaryota; Metazoa; Arthropoda; Insecta; Coleoptera; Chrysomelidae. The record is from the annotation of a GenBank genome assembly.